AUGGCGCCCGCCGCCGCCGCCGCCGCCGCCAAGCCGGCGGCGAGAACCACAGCGAACGUGGCCGCGGCCGUGCUGCGCGUGCAGGUGGCCCUGCUCGAGGGCGCCGCUUCCCGCAACGAGCCGCUCCUGCACGCGGCCGCCGCGGUCCUCUCCCGCGCCGACUACGACGACCUCGUCACGGAGCGCACCAUCGACGACUCCUGCGGCCACGCGGCCUGCCCCAACCCGCUCCCCGCCAACGCCAACGCCAACACCAACGCCAAGUUCCACAUCUCGCUCCGCGAGCACCGCGUCUACGACCUCGAGGAGGCGCGCAGGUUCUGCUCCGAGCGAUGCCUCGUCGCCUCCGCGGCCUUCGCGGCCUCGCUACCCACCGAGCGCCCCUUCGGCGUCCCGCCCGCCCGGCUCGACGCCCUCGUCGCGCUCUUCGAGGGCCGCGGGGCUGGAACGGCGCUAGGGUUGAGGGAGGGCGGCGGUAAGGAGGAGGUGGAGGAUGUGGGGAUGAAGGUGGAGAUUAGGGAGAAGGAGGCGCCUGGGCCUGGGGAGGUCACGCUGCAGGAGUGGAUUGGGCCGUCCGGCGCCAUCGAGGGCUAUGUUCCCCGCCAUCACCCCAUUCACCAAGGGCCCAUGCCAGAGGCUAAACAAAGCAAAGGUAGUAUAGCUGAGCAGUCAGGGAAUAAGAACAUGCAUUCUGGAACUGCUGCUCCUGGGAAACAUGGUAUGGCUGUUUCAUCGUCUUCAGUGGAAGCAGAAGUGAGCUCAGAAGUAUUAGCUAAAAAGUUAGAUGUUAACAUGAAAGCGAAGAAAAAAGAAGCAGCUAAAACCCCAUCGAAGAUUUUCAAGCAGGAUGAAGAGGAUGAUAUGCUGUCGACAUGCAUAACAGAUACCAUUGCGAAGCAGCUAGAGCAUGUAAUUUUGGAAGAGAAAAAUGACAAGAAAAAAAAGAAAUCAACUAGAGUGUCACCAAGGGCAUCCAAGAGUAAGCCUGCAAGAAAAUCUGCUGGAAGUGAUAGGCAUGGAGUAGGCUUUAGUAGUACAAUCAUCAUGGGGGAUAAUACUUCGUUACCUGCUGGAAGCGAUGGGCAUGGAGUAGGCUUUACUAGUACAAUCAUUAUGGGGGAUCAUGCUUCGCUAAAGACGGAUCAAGGGCCUAUGGGUCAAUAUAACUUCUCAAGCUCCAUCCUAGGAGAUAAUCAUCCCUCAUCAUCUCAACACUCUGCAAGAGAUUCAACGAGUGGUUACAACGACCAACUACAUGAAGGAUUCAACAAAGCAGUGGACCUUGAAAAAAAUGAGACAAGUGACGAGAAAGCUAGAGCUGCACUAAAAUCUUCACUUAAGGCUGCAGGGUCCAAGAACAGAAGUCAGUCUGUGACAUGGGCAGAUGAGAAUGGGAGCAUCUUAGAAAUAAGCAAAGCAUAUGAUAUCCAUUCAGAUGAUAAACAAUCUAAGGCAGACAUUGACAGUUCACUAAGACGUGAAUCUGCAGAGGCUUGUGCAGCUGCCCUUAUUGAGGCAGCAGGAGAUAUUUCUUCAGGCACAUUAGAAGUGGAAGAUGCAGUUUCUAAGGCAGGGAUCAUCAUAUUGCCUGACAUGCUUCACCAGGAACAGUUUGAGAAUGAUAAGGGCAAUGAUACCGCGGAUAAAGAAGUAUCUGAAGUAGAUAAUGAUGUUGUGAAGUGGCCAACGAAGACUGUGCUUCUAGACACAGACAUGUUUGAAGUUGAUGAUUCGUGGCAUGACACUCCGCCAGAAGGUUUCAGUUUAACCCUGUCUGCUUUUGCAACAAUGUGGGCCACACUAUUUGGAUGGAUAUCCCGGUCAUCUUUAGCCUAUGUGUACAUGCUUGAUGAAAGUUCUGUGGAAGAGUUGUCGAUUUCUACUGGGAGAGAGUAUCCUGAGAAGAGAGUUUCAAGAGAUAGCCAAUCAUCUGAAAUUAAAAGAGCUUUAGCGUCUUGCAUUUCUAAUGCAUUGCCAGUACUUGUAUCAAACUUGAGGAUGCGAAUUCCAGUUUCCAAGUUGGAGACUACUCUGGGAUACUUGAUCGACACAAUGUCACUUGUUGAGGCACUACCUCCUCUGAGAUCAAGGCAAUGGCAACUGAUGGUUCUUGUGCUGCUUGAUGCACUCUCGGUUCACCGGCUUCCUGUUCUUACUCCAGUGAUCUCAGACUCAAAGCUUGUGCAGAAGGUUUUGAUCUCAGCCCAGGUUAGCAGAGAGGAGUACGACUCCAUGAUCGACCUCGUUCUCCCUUUUGGAAGAGUCACACAGACACCCCCGCCAAGCUAGCCCAUACAAGAAAUCUUGCUAAUCAGUUGGGAGUGGAGUGUGGCAAUCCUCUACUGCGCACAGAAUUUGGAUAUAUGUUCACGCUGCUUAGUACUUAGAGGCUUUUACAUAUCGGCAUUUAAUUGACGCACUCACUAGCUAAUGGCAUGCACAAGCGGGUCUCCCUUCGCGUCGAUUAAAUCCGACCGGAGGGAGUAUAUCAUAAAUAUCGCUGUCUUGCCGUGGCUUGUUGUAUUCCUCUCUUGUUGCUGCUGUCAGCUGCGUGUGCAGCCAGGCAUGUUUCCUGUCAUUGUCGUAAACUCGUACCUUUAGUGUAGAGAGCAAAAGAUAACUGCCACCAGAGAAAUCUUUAGCAAUAUCACAUCAUGGAAUAUCAUAUCACCAUGGACUUGUCA
This is a messenger RNA of Lolium rigidum, 2684 nucleotides long. RefSeq names its product putative RNA polymerase II subunit B1 CTD phosphatase RPAP2 homolog. The coding region runs from base 1 to 2289 and encodes 762 amino acids. Lineage: Eukaryota; Viridiplantae; Streptophyta; Magnoliopsida; Poales; Poaceae. Gene Ontology annotation, cellular component: cytoplasm; nucleus. Gene Ontology annotation, molecular function: RNA polymerase core enzyme binding; RNA polymerase II CTD heptapeptide repeat phosphatase activity. The transcript is spliced from 6 exons. The record is from RefSeq and is a predicted model, not a curated record.